Molecule: messenger RNA, 1077 nt
Organism: Striga hermonthica
Lineage: Eukaryota; Viridiplantae; Streptophyta; Magnoliopsida; Lamiales; Orobanchaceae
Source: the annotation of a GenBank genome assembly
AUGGCCGAGGAGCUCAUGCUCGAGGCCGAGAGCAAGAACAUGUUGAAAGAUCCCGCCCUCUUUUUAAAGAUCAUCUUGAGGUACAUCGAUGAAGGCGUAAUGGAGAAAAUGCUCGACAUAGUUGAUAUAAUGAAACGCGUGAACGUACGUGUCUCGGAUUGCAUAUUCUGCGCGAUCGUAAAUGGAUUUUCCAAAAAACGCGGGCUUCGAGCCGGAGUACGAGUAUUCGAGGACCUCAUCUCGCAUGGGUGCGAGCCGGGCCAAGUGACUUACGCGUCGGUUCUCAACAUGUAUCUUCGGCUCGGGUUGUACUCCAAGGGCGAAAAAGUCUUUUCAGAAAUGGAACAAAAGGGGUACCACAAUUGUGUGGUGGCGUACUCGAGCAUGGUGGCUGCAUAUAGCAAGGCGGGAAAUGUUCGGGAAGCGAUGCGGCUUGUGGCGAAGAUGAAGCAGAGAGGGAUCGAGCCGAAUGUGUGGAUUUACAACUCGAUCCUCGAUAUGAAUGGAAAGGCCAUGAACUUGAGGCAAGUGGAGAAAACAUGGAAGGAGAUGAAGAGGAGGAAGAUCACGCCCGACCAAAUAAGUUACACGACGGUUAUUGGGGCGUACAACCGGGCACGCGAGUUGGACAUGUGCGUAAAGUAUUACGAGGAGUUCAAGAUGACGGGCGGGAAAAUCGACCGGGCCAUGGCGGGGAUUAUGGUCGCGGUUUUUUCGAAGACGAAUAGGGUGGAUGAGAUAGUUGAGCUUUUGGGGGAUAUGAAGAGUCAAGGAACGAAAAUGGAUGACCGGUUUUAUAGGUCGGCUAUGAAUGCCUUGAGGGACGCCGGUCUUCAGGUGCAGGCUAGGUGGCUCGAGGAGAUGUUCAGAUGGGACCCGAGUGAGAAAGGAAUGGCCUCGUCCACGAGUUACCUCCAAUAUGGCGUCAUAAGCCAUGUUGGAUGGAGGCUACACAGUCCCGACUCAGAAAAUCCCAACACAAGUAUCGAUUUAAAAUGUGGACCCAUUCUCCACGAAGCAAAAACCCUCGAUCCAAAAGCCAUGAGUUGGGUCGGGGAAGAUAUUUUGUUCCCCUGA